Messenger RNA from Mycena indigotica, 900 nucleotides. RefSeq lists its product as uncharacterized. The record is from RefSeq and is a predicted model, not a curated record. The transcript is spliced from 7 exons. Bases 1 to 900 code for a protein of 299 amino acids. NCBI's taxonomy places the organism in Eukaryota, Fungi, Basidiomycota, Agaricomycetes, Agaricales, Mycenaceae.
AUGGAAUCCCCCAGAGACGGCGAGAAUGAUCAUCAGCCAAACAAAACCCCCGACGGAGCUCAAGUGCCUGCCAGUCGAGCCAUGGUUGAGGAAGGUGUGGUUGAAGAGGGGUGGUCGGCUGUACUCCGAGCAAAGCCACAAGCGUUAUCUCAAUAUCACAUUCUCUGUGUUGGAAGAGCACACAGUCGAACGAAACUCUUCAAGAUGUUCGCAGCAUACGCAGAUUCCGCUCGGUCUUCCGAGUCCACUACCCCGACGUCGGCCGUCUCAAGUGACGGCACUGCCAUUCGGGCAUCCCCCAUUGUGUUGACCAAGGACAAUAUUAUGAUUUCCAUGCACGAUCCAGUCCCACUCACGAAAACAUCCGGUGUAGAUACGGAAGAGAUCAAACAUUUCAUACAAGUACGAUCCAAGGCAUUUGCACUUUCAGAGAAACUACAUGCUAUUUGGAUCUGUAUUGCAACUGAGAUGUAUCAGCCACCUUCCUACAACGAAGUCUUAUUCCUCAACCGAAAAAUCGCAACCUCAGUUCCGACAUUCCUGGUUGUCACGAGGUUCGACGAGUUGGUCACCCAGGCCUUUAUGCAGCUGAAGCCGUUGGUUGGCAUCGUUGAGGCCCGGGUAAAGCGCUUUGAUUUAGGAAGGGAGAUCCUCCAGAACACGAUCAUUGAGCCCCUAUGGCGGACUCCAUUGCCGCCACAUGGCUUUUUGAUUCUCACUGAUGAGAAUAGCACGUUCAUUGAAAACCUACUGCUGCAAACCAUGAAAAUGCUAACUCCCAGUACCAUCAAUGACAUGAAACAUUCAAUUCUUCAAAAUUAUGUCGACUUCAAUACAGAAAAUGCAAUAAAGAAGUCAGGAAGUUGUCUCACUAUUGGUUUUCCAUUUUUCAUCCCAUGA